AUGUCAAUCGUCUCGACAUCAGGGAAGACACGUCUGCGCGCUGCCCUUGAACGGGCAGCCGCAGGAGGUAGACCGUGCAUUGGGCAGUGGAUGGAAUUCCCCGGAUUUUCUCUAUCAAGGACAAUUGCAGCGCUUGGUGAGGAUUGGGUGCUCAUUGACUGCGAGCAUGGCAACAUCGCAGAUGCCGACAUGUAUCUCGCUGUUGCGGCGAUUGCCUCGGCAGGUGCGUCGCCCAUCGUCCGAGUGCCAGCCAGCGAGCCAUGGUUAUUCAAACGUGCCCUGGACUGUGGCGCCCACGGACUUCUGAUUCCCAUGUGCGAAACGCGCGAGCAGGCCGAGAUGAUUGCAAAUGCUUGUCGAUAUCCGAAUGCGCAGAACGGCGGGGAAGGGUUUCGAGGGGCCGGAGCCAUGUUUGCUCCCGCGUAUUUCCAGCAGGACGGGAGAGCAUAUAUUCAGCACGCCAAUGAAAACAUUACUGUGAUUGUUCAGAUUGAAACGAAAAAGGCGGUAGAAAACGUUGAAGAAAUAGCAGCUGUCGAGGGAAUUGACGGCCUCUUCGUGGGCCCUAAUGACCUGGCCGCGUCAAUGGGAUUCUUCCCCUUGGACCAUGGCAAGCACGACGAGGUUCAGGAAGCUACAGCCAGAGUGUUGGCAGUGGGUAAGAAGGCGGGAAAAUUCGUCGGACACUUCGCAGAAUCAGCGGCUUUCAGGAUAAACCAAGGCUUUGACUUUGUAAACUGCGGAGCAGACAUUGUCGCCAUCACGAGUUGGAUGUCAAGCGAGAUGGGAAAGCUGGCCAAAUUGGUCAAGGAUAAGGAGCACAACUAG
This is a messenger RNA of Capronia epimyces CBS 606.96, 828 nucleotides long. RefSeq lists its product as uncharacterized. Lineage: Eukaryota; Fungi; Ascomycota; Eurotiomycetes; Chaetothyriales; Herpotrichiellaceae. The transcript has 3 exons. Gene Ontology annotation, cellular component: cytoplasm. The record is from RefSeq and is a predicted model, not a curated record. The coding region runs from base 1 to 828 and encodes 275 amino acids. Gene Ontology annotation, molecular function: aldehyde-lyase activity.